This is a messenger RNA of Monodelphis domestica (gray short-tailed opossum), 2480 nucleotides long. RefSeq names its product receptor activity modifying protein 3 (gene RAMP3). The record is from RefSeq and is a predicted model, not a curated record. Gene Ontology annotation, cellular component: membrane; signaling receptor complex; cell surface. Gene Ontology annotation, biological process: G protein-coupled receptor signaling pathway; intracellular protein transport; receptor internalization. NCBI's taxonomy places the organism in Eukaryota, Metazoa, Chordata, Mammalia, Didelphimorphia, Didelphidae. Gene Ontology annotation, molecular function: coreceptor activity.
AAUGGGGACGCACACACACACACACACACACACACACACACACACACGUCUCCCUUUGUCCCUCAUUCCUCCCACAGUCCUUCUUAUUGGUAGUUCCGGCCCCUAACUUCCCUGGAAGAUCCCAGAAUAGCCACUACAUCCUCUUCAUCCUUCAACCCAUCCAAAGGGACCUGCCUUUGGGGGAGGGAACAAACCAUAAACCUAAAAGAAAAAGAAAAAAGGAGAGUUCCAGGUCCUGGGCGCGGAGGGGCAGUCUGUCUCUGCUUAGGAGGCGGGAGAGAAGUCGGUUGGCUUUCCUCCCGCUUCUGUGCUUGGGUUGGGAGAGCAGACGCACUGAGCCUGGGAGGCACGCGGCAUAGAGGAGAAGGUGGAGGGUCCUUAGGCGCGGCCAGGCUGAACCAGGCUAGUGGGCGCUGCAGAAGCUGCUCACCUACCUCGGGCUGUCUCGCACUCCCCUUUAUCCCCGGCUCCUCCUCCGAUUCUCCCUUCACUGUCCCUCCUCUCCCCGCCCCCUGGAGUCCGAGCCGGCCCCUGGCUCCCCUCUUCUGGGAACCUUCCACCGAGGCUUCUCUGGAGCGAGCGCGAUGGAGCGGCGAGCGCGUCGGGGGCUGCAACUUUUCCUGGUGCUGCUCUGGGGUGCCUGUCAAAGAACAAGUGGUUGCAAUGAAACGCUCAUGCUGGAAAGGUUGCCAGCAUGUGGCAAAGCAUUUGAAGAGAUGAUGAAGAAAGUGGAUGUGAAGAAUUGGUGCAACUUGACCGAAUUUAUUACGUAUUAUGACAACUUCACCUCUUGCACAGAACUUGAAACCAACAUUGUGGGGUGUUUUUGGCCCAACCCCCUAACAGAAGGCUUCAUCACAGGGGUCCACAGACAAUUCUUUUCAAACUGUACAUCGGAUAAAGUACACUGGGAAGACCCACCAGAUGAAAUUCUCAUUCCUCUGAUUCUGAUCCCUGUGCUUUUGACAGUGGGGAUGGCAAGUUUGGUGGUAUGGUGCAGUAAACGCAACGAUGUUUUGGUGUAGUCUGCAUUUUCCUCUUUUGACUCUUUUUUGUUCUUCAUUUUUUUUGGCAAAACAGCAGGAGUCAAGAACCAUUGGGCUGCUUGAGCCUAAAUAGCUCCUAAACAGAAGAAAUCUUUCUGGGUUUCAAAAGUCUUGAUGAAAAGCUGCCAAUACGGAAUUUGAUUUGUGUAAUGAAAAGUACUCAUUUUUAGUGACGCAAAGACACUGAAUUUCAUCAGAUUUGUAACUACCAGGGGAAAAAUGGAAGUGUCAAGAAAAAUUUUAAGUAAUUAUGGAAGCUACUGAAUACAGAAAGAUGAAAGGCAAUAUGGGCCACUGAGAACUAAGUUUGUUCAUUGCUUCUAGCUCUCAUCUAGCACUCAUCGCACAAAUAGCUGUGAUAAAGUUUAAGUCACACUUGUGUCCGAGUUAGUAGAUGGUUUAUGUUGUGAUCAUGGCACCAAAGGUCUUCUCUAAUGGAUUUCACAGAAGGCUAUCUCAAUUCUUUUCUUCAUAGCAAAUGAAGAAACUAUAACCAAAGAUGGGAACUGCUGUUUUGAGAACAAUUUAAAUGGCCACAUCAUACCUGUAAGGAGAAAGGACCAUGCCAGAAGAAGGGAUGAACUUUUUGACUUGAGGAGGUCAAAGAACUGGCUUCAAGAAGGAAACAUCUCUUUUUUACAAUGAGGAAAUAAUGAAAGCAAAUGGGCUGCCUUAGUUUAUCAAGGAGUAAUGAAGGAGCUAUAGAUACAUCAAAUUCCUUCAUUUGUUCUUUAAUUAUUGCUGUCAUGUUUAUGAAAAUAUGAAUACUGAUUGUUUCUUCCCAUGUCUUUCCUUUGCUCCCAAUGGGAUUUUGUGUGUGUGUACAUAGUGUUCUGUUAAUAAUAGAAUACCCAGGUGGCAGAGAUGCCUUUGAAAUGUUAACUGUCAGAAACUGACUUUCCUCUUAGAUAGAUGGAUUAAGGAUAGGUAUCAGAAAUGGAAAAAAAAAGCUACAAUGAAGCUUGUAGAAGUAAUUGUGGGUUACAUAGAAUGGGGAAGAAGAUAGCUUCUCUGGCUAAGUGGGGGAAAACUAUUUCUACAUGUUAACCAUAGAAAUGUGGAUGCCUAUAUGUUUGAUGGCUAGUCAUCCCCCCCUAUACUUUUGUGAGCCCUUUUCUUGUCACUUUCUAAUUGUUCUUUAAAUAUUCCAUGUGGAGUGACUAGUCCAGUUUGGCUUAUUUAGCCAAAACUUUUCAGCCUUCAAAUGCAUAUUUCCUGGAUUUCAAUUGUUUUUUUUCUUUGUAAGGGAACAUAAACUUGUGUUGUAAUAACUGUCUGUCUAAUACCUACAUGUAAGAAGUGUUUAUAGGUUUGAACUAUUCACUGGUCCUCUGUUUUCAAAAAGUCUUUAAGUAAAUGUGUCUAUUUGUUGUUUUAUUUUGUCUUCUUUCACACGGAUCCAGUAAACAGCAAAUGCUUUUACCAAUUCUGAAA